This is a messenger RNA of Aedes albopictus (Asian tiger mosquito), 5402 nucleotides long. RefSeq lists its product as uncharacterized. The transcript has 2 exons. Lineage: Eukaryota; Metazoa; Arthropoda; Insecta; Diptera; Culicidae. The record is from RefSeq and is a predicted model, not a curated record. Bases 1471 to 2772 code for a protein of 433 amino acids. Gene Ontology annotation, molecular function: zinc ion binding; nucleic acid binding.
ACUAAAAUUUCUUCUGGGAUACUUUCUAGAACUGGUUUAGAAUUUUUCUCCAGAAAUUCCUACAGGAGUAGCUUCCCACAGUUUAUUUAUUUUCAGUUCAACGGGAAGCCCUCCUGAAGUUCCUGAGAGUGAGUCCAGGAGCUCCCCAGGCAUUCCUCCAGGGCACCCCCAAAAAAUACCAAGGGAAUUUCUUUAGAAUUAGCCCAAGAAUUCCUCCAGCAUUUGUCGUAGAAUCACCCUAGGAUUUUACUGGGAAUUUCUCCAUUAUAGCUCUGGAAAUUAAUGCAGGAGUUCUCCAGCAGUAAUGCAUGUGAUGAAGAAUGAAUUCGGAACUAAUGAAAAGUGAAUUUUACCGUAUCAGUAACCCUAACUUACUGACGAGAUGUGAUUGUGUGUAAGAAGAGCGCGCGUAGCGCACCUAGUGUGAUGUCCGAGAGUAGUGGUCAUCGGACAGUGUAUACAGUUAUGAGAUAGGUUGACGAACGAUAAAUUGUGAGCAGUUCUGGAGUCUCAAAUAUACCUCGGAACGAUCAAGAUAUCGUCAUAUUGUCGGUCGUGUGCGGGAAAAAUCCGUUAGUAGUCGUCCGUAGUUUUCGCCCGUGUUCGGUGAAGUAAAACGCGAAUAUCAAUAUAUUCCGAACAAACCUCAAGUCCGUAGUGCAAAGCCCAAAUGCGCGUGUGCAUCAAGUACAUCUUUACGAAGAAAGGUGACCGAGCAGUGAAAGUGCACCACGGUCCAGCAUCCAUCCAACUAACAACAACAUCCGUGGGUGAGCUCCAGCGUACAAGAUCUUCUGGGCCGUCUGCUACCAGACGGUGGAAAAUCCCUUCGACGAGGAACGGGUAAGCCCCAACAUUUGGUCCUUCGAGCCGGAUCGAAGGUUCCCCCGACCAGAAGGGCAGGUGCGGUGAGUACACCAUUCCGUUUUCCAUUGCUUUGCGACGCUGGCACAAUCCAUUGUGUUGACCAUUAGUUGAGGUCAAUAGCUAGUGCAUCCAAGCCAAGCCAAGCCAACCUAGGCUUUGUCGUUGCGAUUUGUAAGCGCGCAAAUUGUACAGUAGGCUCCAAACUAUUACGAUUUCCGACCGUUUGCUCUGGCGAAGCAACGGUGUGUUUGAUUGGGGGUAAUUUAUUACGAUAAAAUUGACCCAAAUUUUGCUGCAAUUUGAAUUUGAUUUUCAUUUGCAUGCAUUUUGGUGGUGGUGGGUGGUGAGUGAGUCGUCGCAUGAAUAGUACGCCCGCGCCGGGAAGGAUUUGUCCGUCGAUUGCGUACUAUUCUCGGGUUUCCGUCCGUGUAGAAAGUGGCACACCGCGACGGGAAGGAUUGAAACGUCCGAUUUGUGUCAUUUUCCGAUUUCGCGUCGCGUAGAAGACGGUACAACGCGCCGGGAAGGAGUCCGUUUUUCCGAUUUACGUACCGUUUUCCGUUUUCGUUUCCGCGCUGUCGAUCUGUGGUGGAGUGAAGAAAAAUGUCCAAACCGGCGGAGAAGAAGUUAGCCGAAUGCCUGAUGAGGCGGAAAGCAGUGAUGGUAGUGCAUGAUUCCGUUGAGGCGUUCAUCAAGAAGUUCGACGAUGACCAGGAUGUGUACCAGAUUCCGAUCCGUAUUGAGGCCCUCGACCGUGUUUACAGCGAGUUUCAAGAAGUGCAGUCCGACAUCGAGAAGUACGAUUCCCCCGAGAUGUUCGAUGAGCACUUGCAGGAGCGAGCAGCGUUAGAGUCGAGAUACUGCAAGGCCAAGGGAUUCCUGCUGAUGAAGCGAUCCACAGAUGCGAACCAAUCAACGUUGAACACCUCGACCUCCAAUGUCCAACAAGUUUCGGCCGGUUUUCACCUUCGAUUACCCAAGAUCGACCUCCCCCGAUUCGAUGUAGAUUUUUCUCGGUGGCUUUCCUUCCGUGACACGUUCACUUCGAUGGUCCAUUCCAAUGCGGACAUCCCAACGGUAGCGAAGCUACAAUAUCUCCUGCAGUCACUGGAAGGAGAAGCCCACAAGCCAUUUGAGUCGGUUGAUAUAGAAGCGGACAACUAUGCGUCGACUUGGGACGCUCUACUGAAACGCUACGACAACAAGCGUUUCCUGAAGCGUCAACUAUUCCGAGCCCUGUAUGACCUCCCACCACUGAAGAAAGAAUCCCCGAAGGAGCUGCAUGAUCUGGUUGACGACAACCAGCGGCAUGUCAAGGCGCUAGCGAAGUUGAAUGAACCAGUAAUCCAUUGGGACACUCCGUUGAUCAACCUGCUGAGCUACAAGCUGGAUCCUACAACCCCCCGAGCUUGGGAGGAGAAAACGAGUAGCUCCGAUAACGUCACCUUGGUCGAUUUUCUGUAUCAGCGGGUCCGAAUGUUGAAGUCCGUUGUCACCGAUCUGCAGCAGCGAUCCUGUCUACCCGGCCAAGUCAAGGUGGCCGGUCCCACAAACUCCCAGAAGAAGCCAUUCAAGAUGGUAUCCAAUUCCGCCACGACCGAAUCCAGAUCCUACGCUCCGAGCUGUAUAGCGUGUCCUGAAAGCCAUUUCCUAUUUCAAUGUCCAGCAUUUUCCAAAAUGUCUGUUCGCCAGCGCCGUGAGCUGGUAUCACAGAAGCGCCUAUGCUGGAAUUGCUUCCGUUCUGGACACCAAGGUCGGAAUUGUACUUCAAAGUACGAUUGCCGAAGUUGUCAUCAAAAGCACCAUACCCUCCUACACGAAACCCUCGCCGCAAAGAGUUCAUCCGCUCCCGCCGUCGUAUCUGGCCAAUCACCCCUGUGGUAUUUUGAGAUCCUCACUUCUUGACAGGUUGACUAAUAACGGCUCUUCAAACAUCACGGCCUACUUGGCAGUAUUAUAAAUUACCACAUCUCUUUUUCUUCCAAGUGAAGUGAGAGAAAGUUUCCAAAGAUGUUCCCAAACAUCUUUGACAACAUUCGCGUGCACAUAACUAAAGUAUACUGUACAGCACACUACUUUUCCAAAUACUCGUUGAUGCCGUUGGUGUUCUUUUCAAUAGUAUGUUGAGCACAUAUCCUUAACGACUGCCUCACUCAUCAGCAAAUGAUUCACUUCAUCUAGUUUCAUUUACCUACACUCGAUCUUCGAGGUUUUAUCAAGUAACUGUAACACUCUGAUCACUUUAUAAGUUCCACAGCAUUCUAUUUCCACCGGACAUGGUAGAUGUCAUCUACCACCCUAACCGAUUCCUUCAAGAAUGAGCUUUUACUUCCUCCAACACAACGCUACGGAAACUUCCUUUCGAGGCGAGGAGCUUCUCUACCCAACUUCCACCGAAUUCAAUUGUUGUUACCACCGACCACCGGACCCGACAGAUCGUAUCUGCCGCUACGGUUGCUCUUUUAUAAGGUGAGCAUUCUUAGCGCUGGACCCAACGGAUCGUAUCCGUCGCUUCAGCAGCUCCCUUCGAAAGGCGAGCUUUUUGACAACUACCGGACCCAACAGUUCGAAACUGCCGCUUCGGUUGCUCCCUUCUAGGUGAGCAUUAUCUCGCUGGACCCAACGGAUCGAAUCCAUCGCUUCAGCAGCUCCCUUCGAAAGGCAAGCUUUUUACGACUACCGGACCCGACAGUUCGAAAUUGCCGCUUCGGUUGCCUCCUUCUUAGUUAGGCAUUCUAUCGCUGGACCCGAUGGAUCGAAUCCAUCGCUUCAGCAUCUAGCUCCCUUUUACAGGAACUCCCUCUUGAGGCGAGCUAUUUCUUUUCGCCUGCACCGGCCAGAUUUUCAUCCACCGGUGAGGCACCUUGCCCUCUUCUGUCUGACCCGAUCAGAUACUAUCCGUCGGGAUCAGACAGUACAUAUUUACCAUUGAUAAUUAUUAUUCCAAAUCAAAUUCCAAUGUGCUUCGAUUUUCUACGCUGGGUUCUUGUUGGUCGUCGCCAAUGUGGUAUUUUGAGAUCCUCACUUCUUGACAGGUUGACUAAUAACGGCUCUUCAAACAUCACGGCCUACUUGGCAGUAUUAUAAAUUACCACAACCCCAACAACCGAAUCUAGCCCCGUCGACUGCCGUCGAGCCUUCCGGGUCAGCGAACCCAAAUCCUCAAGUUAGCUUGGCGGUACAGUCAUACCAAUCCACCGUCCUGCUGGAAACGGUUACCAUCCUUGUUGUGGACCAGAACGGCAUGGAGCAUUCCGCUCGUGCACUGCUUGAUUCGGGUUCGAUGUGCAGUUUCAUUACGAAGAAACUGGCCAACGCUUUGAAUCUCCGCCGUACGAAAGUAGACGUUGCCGUAUCUGGAAUCGGCGAUUCCUCCAAGCAGAUCAAACGCAAGCUGACUGCUACUAUUAAGUCCAAGCUGCUUUCGUACACUACCUCUGUCGAAUUCCUGAUCCUCAGAAGACCAACCGUAUGCUUACCAACCACUCCGAUUGAUAUAUCCUCGUGGAAAUUCCCCAAGAUUCCGUUAGCCGAUCCACGUUUCCACGUCCCCGCCGACAUCGACAUGGUUGUCGGUGGAGAAAUCUACCACGAAUUGCACACUGGCAGCAAGAUAUCACUCGGCGAAGGACAGCCUAUUUUCGUCGAGACUGUCUUCGGAUGGACUGUGUCAGGGAAAGUAUCCAUCAUAUCUCCGCAAAUUCCGCGAGUCUGUCAUCUCACCACUGUGGACCGGAACCUAGAACAAGCCCUGCAGAAGUUCUGGGAACUGGAAGCCGUUGACACGUGUUCCAAGUUCACGGCCGAAGAAAAUAUCUGUGAAGAACUGUAUGCCACUACCACCACUCGCGAAUCGUCGGGUCGUUACGUCGUUUCCUUACCACUCACCCGCGAUCCGCUCGUCACUCUCGGUGAAUCUCGAUCAAUCGCCGAACGCCGCUUUCUCAGCCUUGAAAAACGACUUGAGCGAGAUCCAACCACCAAGGAGGCCUACUGUCGCUUCAUGGAAGAAUACGAAGCCCUAAACCACAUGGUGAAGCUCGUGGAUCCAAUAGACGAUACCCUGCCACAUUGCUAUCUUCCGCACCAUCCGUUGUUCAAAGAAUCCAGCACCACAACGAAGGUCCGAGUCGUCUUUGACGCCUCGUGUAAGACGGCGUCCGGAUUUUCCGUGAACGACCUACAGUUAGUUGGACCCGUCGUUCAGGAUGAUCUAUGGUCGAUCCACAUCCGUUUCCGCAGUCACCAGAUUUCACUCGCAGCCGAUGUCGAGAAAAUGUAUCGGCAAAUCCUGAUCCAUCCUCGUUACCGUCGAUAUCAACGCAUCCUCUGGCGUUCCAAUCCAAGCCAACCGAUUACUACGUACGAGAUGCAAACCGUUACGUAUGGAUUCGCAUCCGCUCCAUUCUUGGCAACCCGAACCGUUGUACAGAUCGCCCAAGACUCGGCCGAACAGUAUCCUGCCGCAGCGCCGAAAGCCUAGAAGGAUUUUUACGUGGAUGACUUUAUGUCUGGGUCUGACGAUGUUGAAUCCG